This is a messenger RNA of Gadus chalcogrammus (walleye pollock), 7360 nucleotides long. It is a transcript of the gene dock10, whose product is annotated as dedicator of cytokinesis 10. NCBI's taxonomy places the organism in Eukaryota, Metazoa, Chordata, Actinopteri, Gadiformes, Gadidae. Gene Ontology annotation, biological process: dendritic spine morphogenesis; regulation of cell migration; positive regulation of GTPase activity. The coding region runs from base 81 to 6278 and encodes 2065 amino acids. The transcript has 52 exons. Gene Ontology annotation, molecular function: guanyl-nucleotide exchange factor activity. The record is from RefSeq and is a predicted model, not a curated record.
UGUCGGUGGGGGCGGUGUCUGCAUACUGAGCGUGUGGGCUGUGGCUGCUGCUGCAGUGAGGAGUGCUCUGCUGACAGACUAUGGGCUGCUCCGCCAGCGGCGUCCUGCUACUGCGCUCGGUGGGCGGGGCCGACUGCGGCCAUAUCUGCUCGCGCCAGGACCGGCUCUCAUUGGACGCCGCUACACCUGUCCUGGAAGGCUACAUCCACACCGACGCCCCUCUUACUACCAUCGUCAUGCAGGAGAAGCCGAAGCAGAUCGAUCCCCUGGACUAUGAGGCGGUGAUCUGUGAGCUGCUGGUCGACCUGCAGGAGGAUCCUCUCAGGGAUCUACUGCUCUUCCCUGACAACGACUUCUCCGUCUCCACGGUCCCCCAGGAGAGGCGCAGCCUGCGCUCCACGGUGCCCGAUGGUGCGGAGGGCCUGGCCGAGUGUCUGCUGGUCAGACAGGCCUGCAAGUACUACAACUCUGAGCUCAACGUCGUCCAGUUCAAGUAUGACGACUACGCCGGAGACUACCGCCUGUUGCCCAGGAAACUGUACAAAGCAGAGAAGCUGCCCUCCCAUUCCUUUGAGAUCGACCAUGAAGACAUUGAUAAGGAUGAGGACACCACCUCCCUGUCGUCCUCUAAAGGAGGGGGGGGUGGAGGAGGGAUCGGCGUGUUCCGCUCAGGAUGGCUCUACAAAGGAAACUUCAACAGCACGGUCAACAACAGCAUCACUGUCCGGUCGUUCAAGAGGCGUUACUUCCAGCUGACCCAGCUGACUGACAGCUCCUACAUCAUGAACUUCUACAAAGACGAGAAGAUCUCCAAAGAGCCCAAAGGAUGCAUCUUCCUGGAUUCAUGCACUGGUGUGGUGCAGAACAACCGUCUGAGGAAGCACGCCUUUGAGCUGAAGAUGAACGAGGUGACGUACUUUGUCCUGGCGGCGGAGAGCGAGCAGGAUAUGGAGGACUGGAUCAGCACGCUGGCCCGCAUCCUGCAGAUCACCCCCCACGACGGGCCCACGCCCGACCGCAAGAGCCAGGACCUCACGGACCACCGGCAGGAUGUCUUCGACAUGUCUCUGUCCAAUGGCAUCCUGCCUGAGAGCGAGGAGACGGCUGAAAAUGGGAUUAACCCGGAGCUGGCCAAGUACAUCUCAGAGACGGAGGAGGCGGUCCGCUCGGCCCGCCGGGAGGAGAGGCUCAACCUGUUCUCCCUCGACACGGACACACCCGUCCUGCGGAGCCCCCAGGCAGCGGGGGGGGAGGCGGGCUCAGCGCGCCCUCUGGAGGAGCGUCUGGGCCGGAGGCUGAUGCUGAGCUGCCGGUCCCUCGGCCUCACGCUGCAGGGCUGCCUCAACGAGGCCGAGGCCGGGGCCAUGACCAACAUCGAGCCGUUCUUCGUGACCCUGGCCCUGCUGGACGUGCGCGAGGGCCGCAAGAUGUCCGCUGACUUCCACGUGGACCUGAACCACGAGACGGUGCGGCAGAUGCUGGGGCCGGGGGCCGGCGGCGCCGGGGUCUGUAGCAACGGCACCGGGAGCCCCGUGACCCCCCGGGGCCCGGAGACCGCCCCCCCUGCUGAGAGCAGGUCAGGGGACUGUGAGCUGAGCCCGGACCUGGAGCAGUGGCUGUGCUACCCCACUCAGGCCAUUUUCUCGGUGACGAACCCGCACACGGACAUUGUGAUCUUAGCCCGGGUGGAGAAAGUGCUUAUGGGAAACAUAGCCUGCAGCGCUGAGCCGUACAUCAAGAACACAGACUCCAGUAAGACCGUUCAGAAGAUGUUGAAGUCCAACAAACAGUUCUGCAGUAAACUUGGGAAGUACCGAAUGCCCUUCGCCUGGUGCAUCAGGUCAGUGGAACACACCUCUCCUUUAAUACACUGUUGGUCAUUAAUACGAUGUAACAUGAAUACCAGUUCAUCAUGGCAGUACAUCAUGGUGCUAGACCAGUACAUCAUGGUGCUGGACCAGUUCAUCAUGGUGCUAGACCAGUUCAUCAUGGUGCUGGACCAGUUCAUCAUGGUGCUGGACCAGUUCAUCAUGGUGCUACAUCAUGUGACCGCUGCCUGUCUCUCUGCAGUGGGGUACUCCUGGCUCCCGCUGCUCCGUGAGGGCCGGCUGGCCUCCCAGGAGUUCAGCGUCCCCGUGUCAUGCAGCCUCCCUCCAGGGUACCUUGCCCUCAGAGAGCCGAACAGCGCCAAGAACAGCUCUGAUGUGAAGUGGGUGGACGGAGGCAAGCCCAUCUUCAAGGUGUCCACCAACGUGCUCUCCACCGUCUACACACAGGACCCCCACCUGAACAGGUUCUUCCAGCAGUGCCAAAAGAGAGAGCUGGACCUUUCUCUGCCGCCUGCCUCCACCUUCCUCAGCUGCCUGAAGGGUCUCCUCAGUAUGGACAGACUCCCUGUCAUCAUCCGCUUCCUGCCGGUGCUCUUCAACAGACUGUUCAAGGUUCUGACGGAGAACGACAACGACGAGGUCACCACUGCCACCACCAGAGUGCUGCUCCACAUCGUAGCCAAGUGCCAUGAGGAGAACCUGGACCACUACCUGCAUUCCUACAUCAAGUAUGUGUUCAAGACGGAGUCCCUGGGCUUCAGGACCGUGCACGAGGAGCUGGCGAAGGGGAUGACCUUCGACCUGAAGAGCGGAGAGCCGGCGGCCGUCAGGAGCGUCCUGAAGUUCUCCUGGUUCUUCUUUGAGCUCAUCAUCAAGUCCAUGGCCCAGCAUCUGGUCCAGUCAGACACGGUCAAGCUGCCCCGGCCCCAGCGGUUCCCCUCCUCCUACCUGGGCCGACUGGAGACCCUACUGGAGACGCUCUCGGACCACGUCUACUGGAAGCACAAGGAGCUGCCGGAGGAGACCCGCAGCACCACGCUGGCCGUGGCCGCGUUCGUCAAGCGGUGCUUCACCCUGAUGGACCGAGGCUUCACCUUCAAACUCAUCAGUAACUACGUCACCAUGAUCACCGCCUCCGACAGCAAGAUGCUGUGUGAGCUGAAGUUUGAGUUCCUGAGGGAGGUGUGUAACCAUGAGCACUACAUCCCCCUCAGCCUGCCCCUCCCCUCGGCCCGCAUCACAGACAAUGCAUCACCAGUGCCAUCAAGUUGCCAUGUGUGUGUGCCCGAGUACACCCUGACCGGGGAGUUCUGCAGGAAGCACUUCCUGACGGGGUUGCUGCUGCGGGAGCUGGGCCUGGCGCUGCAGGACGAGCAGGACCUGCGGCACCUGGCCCUCGCCACGCUCAAGACCCUGAUGGCCAAGCACUCCCUGGACGGCCGCUACGCCACCAAGGAGAAGCAGGCCCGGAUCGCCUCCCUCUACCUGCCGCUGUACGGCCUCAUCCUGGACAACAUGCCGCGCUUCUUCCUGCGGGACAUGUUCCCCCUCUACUACACCUCCAGCACCCAGGGGUCCCGGGACGACCUGAGCGUGGGCGGGGUGGCGGCCGGGGGCCUGACCCCCCACGUGGUUCGCCAUGGCAACUCAGUGGACGCGUCCUUCUCCAAAGAAGUGCUCAACUCCAUCACAGCGUUCUCCACUCUGGCGGUUGCCACGGGGACCCAGGCGGAGUGCCGCGGCUCGCUGCUCAGUGUGGACUCCAACCCGUGCAGCGCCGAGGGGGGCGGGGACAAGGCCGACGGCUGUGAGAAGUUCGCCCGCCCCCAGUCCCUGAUUGGCUACGGCUCCCGCUGUGACAAGCUGGACCAGGCUGAGACCCGCAGCCUCCUUAUGUGCUUCCUGCACAUAAUGAAGACCAUCUCUGAAGAUGUUCUGGUGUCCUACUGGCACCGGGCGGUCCACCAGGAGAUCUCGGACUUCUUCAACAUCCUGGAACUGUGUCUGCAGCACUUCCGGUUCCUGGGGAAGCGGCACAUUGCCAGGAAGCUAGCGGCGGCAGUAAAGCUGGCCCAGUCCAACCAGAAGGGCUCUAACCAGCACUCCCAACACGCCCAGUCCUCCCAUCCCACUGGCCUUCUCCCACAAUGGAUGGCGGUGUCCGGGGGCGAUGGCCACAGACACGCCCGCUCUCAGACCAUGCCCAUCAUCAGAGGGAAGAACGCCCUGAGCAACCCCAAGCUGCUGCACAUGAUGGAGACGGAUGGGAACAUCCCCGAGGGCGACACCUUGAGCCCCACAGACAUCGAGGCCAACCUGUCGACAGAGGUGUCCCUCACCGUGCUGGACGUCCUGGGACUGUUCGUACAACACCACAAGAAGCAGCUGUUGAUGGACGAGGGCCAGAACGUGAUGAAGAAGGUUCUGGAUACCUACCUCCUCUUCUUCCAGAUCAACCAGUCCACCACCACUCUGCGCCACGUCUUCGCUGCCCUCAGGCUCUUCGUCCAGAAGUUCCCCAGCGCCUUCUUCCAGGGGAAGGCGGACCUGUGCGGCUGCCUCUGUUACGAGAUCCUGAAGUGCUGCAACCACCGCUCCAGCUCCACCCAGACGGAGGCCUCCGCCCUGCUCUACUGUGUCAUGAGGCACAACUUUGAGUUCACCAAGGGCAAGUCCAUGGUCCGCUCCCACCUGCAGGUGAUCAAGGCGGUGAGUCAGCUGAUCGCGGACGCGGGCAUCGGGGGAUCCCGCUUCCAGCAGUCCCUCGCCAUCAUCAACAACUUCGCCAACGGGGACGCGCCGCUCAAGAGCACGCCGUUCCCGGCGGAGGUGAAGGACCUGACCAAGAGGAUCCGCACGGUGCUGAUGGCCACGGCGCAGAUGAAGGAGCACGAGAAGGACCCCGAGAUGCUGGUGGACCUGCAGGUCAGCCUGGCCAACUCCUACGCCUCCACGCCCGAGCUGCGGCGCACCUGGCUGGAGAGCAUGGCCAAGGUGCACGUCCGCAACGGGGACCUGUCCGAGGCGGCCAUGUGCUACAUCCACAUAUCUGCUCUGAUUGCUGAAUCGCUCAAGAGGAGAGGCUACUGGAGGGCGGACAAGGCCCGGAUGUCCCACGUGGCUGCAGAGGAAAGCCCUGUCUUUAACCGUAGCUCCUUACUAACCAGCACCCGGGACUCUGACACCUCCUUCUCCAUGGGCUGGGCGGCCUUCAUGUGCAUCAGUCCCAACGUCAAGGAGGAAGGAGCCAUGAAGGAGGACACCGGUACCCUGGAUACACCCUACACCGAGGACACCCUGGUGGAGCAGCUGGAGCUGUGUGUGGACUACCUGUGGAAGUCCGAGCGCUACGAGCUCAUCGCCGACAUCAACAAGCCCAUCAUCGCUGUCUUUGAAAAGAGGCGGGACUUCAAGAGGCUGUCGGAGCUGUACUACGACAUCCAUCGCUCCUACCUGAAGGUGACGGAGGUGGUGAACUCUGAGAAGCGUCUGUUCGGCCGCUACUACCGCGUGGCGUUCUACGGACAGGGUUUCUUUGAGGAGGAGGAGAGUAAGGAGUUCAUCUAUAAGGAACCCAAGCUCACAGGUCUGUCUGAGAUCUCCCAGAGGCUCCUCAAGCUCUACUCAGACAAGUUUGGGGCGGACAACGUGAAGAUGAUCCAGGACUCCAACAAGGUGAACCCCAAAGACCUGGACCCCCGCUUCGCGUACAUCCAGGUGACCUACGUGGUCCCCUUCUUCGACGGCGAGGAGGAGCAGGACAAGCGCACAGACUUCGAGAAGCACCACAACAUCAGCCGCUUCGUGUUCGAGACGCCCUUCACGCUGUCGGGCAAGAAGCAUGGAGAGGUGGAGGAGCAGUGCAAGAGGCGCACCGUACUGAGCACCAGCUCCAGCUUCCCCUACCUGAAGAAGCGCAUCCAGGUGGUGGAGCAGCAGAGCACGGAGAUGAACCCCCUGGAGGUGGCCAUCGACGAGAUGUCCCGCAAGGUGUCGGAGCUCAACGCGCUGUGCAGCAUGCAGGAAGUGGACAUGAUCCGGCUGCAGCUCAAACUGCAAGGCAGCGUCAGUGCCAAGGUCAACGCGGGGCCUAUGGCCUACGCCCGGGCCUUCCUGGAGGAGAAGAACGCUAAGAAGUACCCUGACAACCAGGUGAAGCUGCUGAAGGAGAUCUUCAGGCGCUUUGCGGACGCGUGCGGCCAGGCCCUGGACGUCAACGAGCGUCUGAUCAAGGAGGACCAGCUGGAGUACCAGGAGGAGAUGAGGGCUCACUACAGGGACCUGCUCAGUGAGCUGUCGGCCAUCAUGAACGAGCAGCUUCGAAAAAGCAUUCUAGCCUCCGCCGGCUCCUCUCUCUCUCACAGCUCUCUCUCCGCUGCUUUUAAACCGGAUUCUUCACGCAAGACCACGAGGAACGGAACGCCACAGCGCCUUCUGAAUGGCCAGUAGUGGACCAGUAGACCCUGGACCAGUAGACCCUGGACCAGUAGACCCUGGACCAGUAGACCCUGGACCAGUAGACCCUAGACUGGUCCCAGUAUGGGGGGAGGGGGCUCCAUGCCUGUUCACUCUAAUUUUCAUCCAUCCACUUAUUAUAAAAUCCGAUUUCUAUGAACUGUAUCUUAGUUUCUGCCGUCUGUAGUGGUGGCUCAGCCCGGGAACCAGGGAGCAGGAGGGACUAUGGGAAGGGUAGCUCCCAGAGGGGGUCAGCCGUGUGGUAGGCCGUGGUCUGUGUGGUCUGUAGUCUAGUCCUGUUGAAGUGUUGACGCUGUAGAGGCCAGACGGCUGGACUGGUAGACGAUGUGUUUGAUUGUAGAGGUUUCAUCUCAUCUGUAGAAGCGUUUGGAUCAUCGGCCAUUCCUUUACCAUCCGUGUACUCAUCAAGAAACAAAGGGAGGAAAGGGAGCAGGCACGUAAAGUGCACGCACACACACAUACAUGCACACACGCACACACACACACACUCUUUUUAACCCUGCCCUUUAUAAACCACAGAACACACCGGGCUUGUGGUGCGUUCAACCAAACGAGGAACUGUAACAUGUAGCCGACCAGUUUGUAUUAAACAACGAUUUCUAUAUAUCUAUCUUGCCACUAUUACGCCAUCAUGCUCUUUAAUGGUUUUGAAUGAGAACUGUGAUUUUUAAAAACAGAACGCGCUUGGAUUACGUAUGUCUUAAGUCCAUGCAUCAUCGGGUCUGUUGAACGCACCCCAGGCUCUGACUGAAUGUAAGCUGCGCCCGCCGCUGCUUCCUCGCCUAACAGUCUGGAAACGUCUGCUUGCAGAUUUUCAAAAAGGAAAAAAAAUAUGUUUUAUAACAUUUUUAUGAUUAUGAUAAUGUCAUUUUUUGGUUAUUAUUUCCUGCACUGUUCUAAAUUGUAAAUAAGAAUUAUUAAUAUUUAAAAAUGUUUCAAAUGUUUCCUUUUUUUUUAUGAAAUACACAAUAUAUGAAUAUUUGUUUAGCUAAAUUAAAAAAAGAACAAAACUAAAGUUUUAUGUAUAACAUUUGAAAUAAAAUCGACCUAAUGUU